CCUCGUCGCUCGUUGCCAUGGCUUCAUCAUCGUGGUCUGCCUCAACAACGACUUGCAGUAGGCCGAACUCCACCAGCUACCGCGCGCCCCGCUUGCGAAUAGCAUUAUCAUUUCUCCUACUCUUAGCAUGUCUUACUUCUACAGUCCUAGCGGGUACUGAGACAUCAUCAUCUUCACUCCGACAUCGACGACACCAUGCACUUACGAUCAACAGAUAUGAGCUACACCGACGCAAGGAUGAAGAUGAAGUCAAGGAAAUCGUCAACAAGGAAACCCCUUCCAAAACUGAGGGCAAAUCCAAGGCAACAACUGUCACCAUUCAACGUGCUGCAAAGACUGCUGCUGCGACAAACACACCUUUACCUGAAGCUUUUGAUGGAAAUUUGUCAGCCGAGCUUUCGACCACAUCAGAUAGUAACUGCCCCGCGUUUCUGAAUGGAAUCCUUUCCGACCCUUCUUACGAAACUUGCUACCCCCUCUCUAUGAUGCUCCAGACGUCCCGUGGCUUCUUUGAAGCUCAGAAGCAGCUCUUGAGCAUAGUCCGAGUACUCGAUGCAACAUGUGCUGCAAACGUCACGUACUGCACUGACUUCUUCGAUGCUGCAGCGCGCAACCUCACUGCAUCAGAGAACUGCAAGCAAGAAUGGGAAUCGGGCAACACUAUCGUCAAGCAGUUCCUUUAUGGCAUGAAGGCCUACGAGAUGAUGUACAAGGCUACCUGUCUUCAAACACCCGAGGAUGAUAUGUAUUGUUACGCCAAUGCUGUCACAAAUACCACGACCGCCGCCAACGCCUACUUCUACUACCUACCGUAUAACCUUACAUUGCCUGGUAGCACCAACCCCUCAUGCAGCUGGUGCAUACAAGAAACUAUGAACAUCUUCCACGCAGCCGCUGAAGACCGUUCUCAACCUGUGGCACUCACCUACGAAAGCGCAGCUCGACAAGUGAACACUCUCUGUGGCCCAGAUUUUGUCAAUAGCACUUUGCCUCCAGAAGAGACCAACCUGGCGCAUAUAUUUGCCCCGUCAUGGGUUGGCUUAGUACUUACCAUCGGCAGUGCAGCACUAGUCAAUGCUGUGUUAUAGAAUAUCGACCCUGAACAGCACCACCUCAGCUAUACUUCCUUCACUUCUCAAUUUUCGACUAUUACUAUUUUAAUAUGUUAUGACUACAGAUCCAUAUGCGGGGUUUGUAUUUUCUCUUCUGAUACGAUGCACUUCGCAUAUCUUCAUGACUUGAUACCCUUACCAACUUCUGUCCUUUUGUUUGUUGAACCGAUUCAACCUUCCAGCCUGCAGGCAUGGAAGCAGACCGGCAUGCAACACAACAUGCUAUAAUAUCAUAUU
Molecule: messenger RNA, 1349 nt
Organism: Fusarium oxysporum Fo47
Lineage: Eukaryota; Fungi; Ascomycota; Sordariomycetes; Hypocreales; Nectriaceae
Exons: 2
Coding region: 18-1088 (356 amino acids)
Source: RefSeq, a predicted model, not a curated record